GAUUAUCCAAAACUCAGCUUCAGUGUUACACUAUCCACCAAUGGGCUGCUGACGUGGAUGCCUAUUGUGACUUUAGAUUUUCCAAACGGAUAAAACGGAAUAUAAUCCUGGCCGUCGGAUCUUAUCCUGACUCAUCCACACCGUCGGAUAUGAUCUCACUGGUCCACACCCAACAACUCUGAUACUAUUACUAAUGAAGAGGAGGCUACUCCGCCUCCGUGCAUUCGCCGCUGAACCAAAUCUCCGGUGAACAUCGACGGCGGAGCUCUGAGAUAUGGAGGCGGAGGAAGAGGGGAGGAGAUCCACCGGUACAGUGAGAUGGUUCAGUGCUCAGAGAGGAUUCGGCUUCAUAGCCCCAAACGACGGCGGCGACGAUCUCUUCGUUCACCAAACCGCCAUCAAAUCCGACGGUUUCCGGACUCUAUCCGAGGGCCAAUCCGUUGAAUUCUCCGCCGAUGUCGCAGCAGAUGGCCGCGCCAAGGCCAUCGACGUCGCCGUCACCGUCACGAGUAGAUCUCGCCGCGGCGGUAGAGCUGGAGGACGGAGAGGCGGUUACGGCGGAAGAGGAGGAGCUUGCUAUAACUGCGGCAGAACAGGGCAUUUCGCCAGGGAUUGUUACCGAGGAAACGCAGAUAGCGGCGGCGGCGGCGGCGGAGACGGCGAAGGGAAGAGGAAGUACGGCGGCGGAGCAUGCUUCAGAUGCGGGAAGGAAGGGCAUUUCGCGAGGGAAUGCCCAAACAUCGACCAAGAGAAAUGAAAAAAAAAAACUCUGUUUCUGCCAUUCUUCUCUCUUUCAAACCCUUUUUUUUAUUAAAUAAUUUCCUUUUUUCAUAACUCCACCUGAAUUCAAUUUAAUUAAUCAAAUUUUAUAAUACCAUACCACCCAUCCAUCAUCCAUGCAUGAGGUGGAAUCCUCGUACAUAAUCGAUUGAAUGAUUCAUUUGUAAUGUAACAAAUGAUUUGAUUGAUAAUCGGUUAAAUUUAUUUAAUUU
Molecule: messenger RNA, 992 nt
Organism: Tarenaya hassleriana
Lineage: Eukaryota; Viridiplantae; Streptophyta; Magnoliopsida; Brassicales; Cleomaceae
Product: cold shock protein 2-like
Exons: 1
Coding region: 275-757 (160 amino acids)
Molecular function (GO): zinc ion binding; nucleic acid binding
Source: RefSeq, a predicted model, not a curated record